Symbiodinium natans is the source of this 2982-nucleotide messenger RNA. The record is from the annotation of a GenBank genome assembly. Lineage: Eukaryota; Dinophyceae; Suessiales; Symbiodiniaceae.
AUGUUGGUGUUUGCACUAAGCCACAAUCUCUGGCACCACCUCUCCGAAGACUCAAGAGCGAAGCUCCUCAACAAGGAGAAGGAAGCCCUGGCUGUCCAGAAAGAGCUUUCUGUGCAGCUCAGGUGCGCUGGCCGAUCUUACCAGCAGCUCCUGAACGCGACCAGAGAACUGCAGGAGCAGCUGGAUGCGGAGAAGGCUGGUCGGGAACGAGACAAGCUGCCCUACAUAGACGAGAUCCGUGCGCUUAAAGCGCAGCUGAACAAGGGCGACAAGCCUUGGCGAGAUGAGAUCUCCAAGCGAGAUGCCAAGAUCCUGAGGCUGCAAGAGGCAGCCAACAAUCAGGACGCCCGCCUCAAAGAGGCGGUGGCAGCCAUAGAGCCUGUGCGGGUCGAGGGCGAGAAGAAGCUCAAGGCUGCCGAGGAGCGGGCAGUGAGCAUUCAGCGAGAAGUUUCGUAUCUCCAGUCGACCAUCGAGGAGAUCACGGAGAAGUGGGAACGGGACUACGAGAAGGCCCAAGAAGAGCACCACAAGGAGGUGUUGAAGCUUCAGCUUCAGAUCAAAGAGAUCGAAGCGGAGUCCGACAAGAUCGCCGGCCCUUACAUCAAGCAGAUCAAGGAGCUCGAGCUCCAGAAGCAGGGGCUGGAGGUGCAGCUCUCCCAGGUGGACUACACCCCCUUCGAGAAGCAGGUGGAGAUCAAGGAAAGGGGCUACGACAAGCUCGUGCACGACUUCCGCACCAAAGAGCAGACGCACAGCGACAACGUUGACAGGAUGCGAGAAGGCUUCGAGGAGGUGAUCCAGAAGCUGGACCGGAAGCUGCAAAGUGUUGAAAAAGAGUAUGAGAAGAAGCUGGACCCCUGGAAGGAGAAGGUGGCCGAGAAGGAGGAAGAGGUGAAGAAGUUGCAGGACAAGAUGAAGCUGAUGCUGGAAGAGAAGGCAGAGGCUCGGGAGAAGGUGCAGAAGCGGAACCAGGACCUUGAGCGAGAGCUCGCUUGUGCGAAGGAGGGAAUGGAUCGCUUCAUCCAGGAGAACACCAAGCUCAGAGCCCAGCGUGAAGCGGAGAUCGAGGAGGAAAACGCGCCAGCGCAUCCAAAGCAGAAGAUGCAGGCCAUGGAGAUGAGGCUUGACGAGGUGACUCGGAGAUGUGAGAUCCUGAUCAAGAAUCGGGAUCGGGAGCUCAAGGAAAAGACCGAGAUUAUCUUCAAGCUCCAAGAGCGAGUCCUCCAGCAGUCCAAGGAAAACAUGGCGCUGGACAGAAAGUGGGACGAGCGGGUCCAGCAGAAGGAAGAGGGGUAUGGGAUCCUGGUGGCGCAGCUGCAGCACGCUGAGGGCCAGAUCCUCGAAGAGCGCGAGAAGACCGCGGCCGCCAAGAAGGAGAUCCAGCGUCGCGACGCGAGGAUAGCCGAGCUCAAGCAGGAGCAUGCAGAGGAGUCCCGGCAGCGGCUGAAAGACCGGACCAUGCUCUUCAAUCGGCUCAGGGAGCUGGAGGCAGAGCUCGAGAAGACCUUCGCCAGCAAAGCGAACCGCGAGGACGAAAUCAGGAAAGAGUGGGAGACGGCCUACGACGACCUCAGGAUCCGCUCCGAAUUGCGUGAAGCAGACCUGGAGAUCGAGAUCGUACGCCGCGACAAGGCCAAGGCGGCCACGGAGAAGGAGCUCUUGGCAGUGCGGGCCCAGUUCGACAAGGCCCGGGUCACCUGGGAGAGCAAGGAGCGUGAGCUCGAGGUGCUGGUGCGAACCCGCGACCGCCUGGUGACGUCGCUGAAGAAUGAGAUCGAGCUCGUCGCCGAGUCCUGGGAGGUGAAGUACGAUAAGCUGCUGAGCUUGUUCGACAAGCUGCAGAAGAAGUACGAUGAACUGUUGGGUCCUGGUGGCCUGGCCGAGGCCUUGCGGCGAGCGCGCGACCUCAAGGAAGAGAACGUGGAGCUGACGAAGCUCACGCACGAGCUCAAGGAGAUGAUCAAGAAGCAGAAGCGGCAGAUCCGAGACCUGCAGCUGGACAUCGACAUGCACAUGAAGGAGACCGCGGACCUCAUCCUGCAGAAGGAGCAGGGCAUCGCGGAGAUGGUCGGGGACUACGCCAAGCUCCAGGCCUCCUUCCGCAAGGAGGUGGAACAGAAGGAGCGGAUCACCACCGAGCUCACCGAGGAGAAGAGGGCCAUUGUCGCUUCCUUCUCGGCCCGCAUCGAGCAGCUGGAGCAGUUGGUGGAGGCCAUGCGCUUCACGGACCGCGACGAGCUCGUCGACACCAUUGACGUGUGGAAGCGGGCCUACGCAAGGAUCUGCAUUGCGCGCGAUGAGAUGGAGGAAGACUUUGAAAACCAGCUGGUCAUGAAAGACAAGCAGCUGAGGAAGAUGGCCUUGGACAGCUCGGAGGAGCGGGAGCAGGUGAAGAAAGAGAUCGAGGGCUGGAGGGAGAAAGUGAUUCAGGUGGAAGAAGAGUGGAAGCUGAAGAUGGUCCCCCUUCACGUGCAGAAGGACGAGUUAGAGAAGAAGAUUGCGGAGCUGGAAAGAAACGUCCUCAUCAAGGAGGCGGAGCUCAGGAGAGCGCUGCGGCUGGCCGACUCCCGAUUGGAGGAUCCGGAGAAGGAAGAGAUGAAGCGGAAGCUGGCCGAGCUCGAGUCCUGCAUCAAGAAGCAGCAGGAAGGCAUCCAGGUCCUCAUCGAGGAGAACACCAAGCUCCGCGAGAAUGUGGAGGAAGCGGUGGAGCAGGCCGAGGGCGCCGAAGAGGACUGGGAGCCCCAGAUCCGGUGGCGCGACGAGCGCUACGAGGCAAUGGUUAAGGAGCACGAGCAGGUCAAGCAUAUUCUCCAGCAGGAGAUGCUGAAAGCCCAGGAAGCUUGCAAGCAGAUUGAGGAGCAAGUGCGGAGGUUCCCGAACCCCUUCGAGGCGGAGCUUGAAGAGCUGAAGGAUCGAUACGCCCAGAUGCAGGCAGAUGCAAGGGGAGGAAAGAGCGACGGAUCGAACGAACCAGACGCUUGA